GCUGCUUGAUAGAUCUCCCUCAUCGAGUUCUGUUGGUCUGAUGGCAGCUGUAUUAGAUCCUUUGGUUGGAUCAUGCAUCACAAAGUUGCAAGAUAUCAUUGUGGAGAAUGCUGUACUAAUUCUCGGUGUAAAAGAAGAGCUCGAAGAACUGCAGGGAACAAUAAAACAAAUACAAUGCUUCCUUUAUGAUGCUGAGCAAAGGAUGAUACAGGAGUCAGCAGUUCAAAAUUGGAUCAGUGAGCUAAGAGAUGCUAUGUAUGAUGCUGAUGAUAUUGUUGACUCGGCCAGAUUUGAAGGAAGCAAGCUACUAAGAGAUAACCCAUCAUCAUCUAGAAACUCGACUGCAUGUUGUGACAUUUCAUUUUUAUCUUGCUUUCCUGGUAUUCAGAGGCGUCAUGAAAUUGCUGUGAAGAUUAGAGACCUCAACAAAAGAAUUGAGAAGCUCUCAAAGCACGGAAACAGUUUUUUACAUCCCGGUGUAGCACCUUCUGGCCAAGGCUCAAUAUCCAAACAGAAGUUAAAUUCCAAGCUUGCACAACACAACCUUGUGGGAAAGGAGAUUAUACAUUCUAGCAGGAAACUCGUGGAGUUGGUGCUUGCUCACAAGGAACAUAAGGCUUAUAAACUUGCUGUUGUUGGUACCGGAGGGGUUGGAAAGACAACGCUAGCCCAAAAAAUAUACAAUGAUCAAAAAAUAAAAGGAAACUUCAACAAACACGCAUGGGUUUGUGUUUCCGAAGAGUGCAAUGAAGUUAAUCUUCUAAAAGAGAUUCUCAGAAAUAUCGGGGUGCAUCAAGAGCAAGGUGAGUCCAUAGCAGAGCUCCAGAACAAGAUUGCAGAAACAAUUGAUGGCAAGAGCUUCUUUCUUGUUCUAGAUGAUGUGUGGAAAUCUAAUGUAUGGACCGAUCUACUAAAGACUCCAUUGUGUAGUGCAAAUACAGCAGUGAUUUUGGUAACCACACGAGAUGUUAGAAUUGCAAUGAAUAUCCAUACAGAUCAUACCCAUAAAGUUGAUCUAAUGUCAGAAGAGGUGGGAUGGGAGCUACUUUGGAAGAGCAUGGAUAUUGUUGCAGAGAAAGAAGUACACAAUCUGAGAAGCACUGGGAUCGAGAUUGUUCGUAAAUGUGGGUAUCUCCCACUUGCGAUCAAGGUCAUUGCAAGUGUUUUGGCAAGUAAAGAUCAAACAGAAAAUGAGUGGCAAAAGAUUUUGAGAUUAAUUGAUGCUUGGUCAGAGAGCAAACUUCCUGAUGAUAUCGAAGGGUCUUUAUAUCUGAGCUACAAUGAGUUACCGCAUCAUCUGAAGCAGUGCUUCCUUUAUUGUGCAUUGUAUCCUGAAGAUGCUGUAAUUUUUCGUCAUGAUAUUAUUAGAUUAUGGGUUGCUGAGGGCUUUGUAGAGGAACAACAAGGCCAACUAGUAGAAGAUACAGCAGAAGAUUACUACGAUGAGCUAAUCCAUCGGAAUCUCCUCGAACCAGUUGGUGCAUAUUUUGACCAUGUGAGAUGCAAAAUGCAUGACCUCUUAAGGCAUCUAGCUUGUUAUUUAUCAAGAGAAGAAUGUUUUGUUGGUGACCCGGAAUCAUUAAGGGUCAGCAGUAUGUCAAAAAUGCGACGCCUUACUGCUAUCCCUAAGAAGGAUUUAUUAGUGUUACCUAGCAUGGAUAAUGGCGAAUUUAAGGUGAGGACCUUCCGGACUGACAGCCAUGACUCACUCGUACAACACAUUCCGGAAUGUAUAGGAAAAUUGAUGCAUCUACGUCUACUUGAUCUUGAUGGCACUCUCAUAUCUUGUCUUCCGGAGUCCAUCGGUUGCCUUAUAAAUCUUCAGAUAUUGAACUUGCAAAGGUGCAAAGCUCUGCAUAGCCUUCCUUUGGCAAUCAUUCAAUUGUGCAAUUUAAGGCGCAUUGGUCUGGAUCAUACACCCAUAAAUCAGGUUCCAAAAGAUGAACCAUAUUCAGAGGAAGAUGUUAGCAAGAUUGAGAAGAUCUUUCAACAGCUAAUCCCUCCACAGAACCUGGAAGAUCUACUUAUCAUUAGGUUCUUUGGCCGGAGGUAUCCCACAUGGCUUGGUACCACCCACCUAUCUUCAAUUAUAUACUUGACGCUCAUAGAUUGCAAUUCAUGUGUGCAUCUUCCACCACUCGGGCAGCUGCCCAACCUGAGAUAUCUGAGAAUUGAUGGAGCAGCAGCAGUUACCAAGAUUGGACCCGAAUUCGUGGGCUGCAGGGGGGAUAAUCGCAGAUCCACGGAUGCGGUUGUUGCUUUCCCCAAGCUCGAAUCGUUGCUCUUCUGGAAUAUGCCCAAUUGGGAGGAGUGGUCCUUUGUUGAAGAGGGAGAUGCAGAGGCAGCGGAAGGGGGAGAGGAUGGAUCUGCUGAGAUACAAAAGGGGAAAGCCCCGUCUCCAGGGAUGCAGUUGCUGCCACGCUUGAAGAGAUUGGAAUUUCAGGGCUGCCCCAAGCUGGGAUCUCUCCCACGACAGCUUGGACAGGAGGCCACCAGCUUGGAAGUGCUCGAUAUAAGAAUAGCAAGCUCCUUGAAGGUGGUGGAGGAUCUCCCGUUCCUCUCCGAGAUUCUUUUAAUUCACGGAUGCGGCGGGCUGGAGAGGGUCUCGAACCUUCCUCGGGUGGGGAGGCUGCGGAUAAAUGAUUGCCCGGGCUUGAGGUGUGUUGAGGGGUUGGGUAAUUUGCAACAGCUGUUUCUGACUAAGGGCAUGAAAGAGCUAUCCUCACUGUGGAUACCAGGGCUUCAACAGCAGCACAAACAACUUCACGGUGAAGACCUUGAUGUCUACGACUGGAAGUAAUGCCUAACUGCAUACAGACUGAGAAGGCAUGAGGCCGGUUAUGGCGCUCGUUCGGCUUUAUCUUAUGUUUUGUUCGCAUCGACAUCUUUUGGUGCGU
Molecule: messenger RNA, 2897 nt
Organism: Lolium rigidum
Lineage: Eukaryota; Viridiplantae; Streptophyta; Magnoliopsida; Poales; Poaceae
Product: putative disease resistance protein RGA4
Exons: 4
Coding region: 41-2800 (919 amino acids)
Biological process (GO): defense response to other organism
Molecular function (GO): ADP binding
Source: RefSeq, a predicted model, not a curated record